CAUUGCUACAAUCACUAGCCUAUCAAGCAUCUUUUAAUUGGAGCUAUGGCGUCUGCUGCACUGUUGGGCCUGGUCACUCUGGUCGUGGUGCUCGCAACCUGGCUGUGGACAGCGGCGAUGCACCACCUGGUGUGGCGUCCCUACGCCGUCGCGAAGUCGUUCCGCCGGCAGGGCAUCCGCGGGCCGGCGUACCGGUUCUUCGUCGGCAACAACGAGGAGUCCAAGGCGAUGCGUGUGGCGACGGCCAACGACGUGCUGAACAUCCGUUCCCACGACAUUAUCCCGCGAGUUCUGCCGCAGUACCAGGCGUGGACGGCGUCGUACGGCAAGGUGUUCCUGUCGUGGACGGGGUACACGCCGGCGCUCUGCGUCGGCGACUACGACAUGGUGAAGCAGAUCCUGUCCAACAAGUCUGGCCUGUACAACAAGCCGGACCCGGGGCCGAACAUCCUGGCCCUGCUGGGCAAAGGCCUCGUCUUCGCCGACGGCGACCUCUGGACGCGCCACCGCCACGUCGUGCACCCAGCCUUCACCAUGGACAAGCUCAAGAGGAUGGCCACGACGAUGGCGGAGUGUGCUGGGGAGGUUGUCGGCGCCUGGGAGGCGCGCGCGGCUGCGGCUAGCGGUGGUGUCGCGCGGGUGGAGAACAUCGGGCAGCAGUUCGUGGAGCUGACCGCCGACGUGAUCUCGCGCACGGCGUUCGGGAGCAGCUACAGGGAGGGAAAGGAGUUGUUCGUGGCGCAACGGGAGCUGCAGUACAUCGCAUUCACCAGCAUCAACAAGGUCCGCAUCCCGGGCCUCCAGUACCUCCCCACCAAGACCAACGUGCGGCGCUGGCAGCUGACAAAAAAAGUGCGAGGCACUCUCAUGGCGAUCAUCCGCGACCGGCAGGCCGCUGCCAAGGAAGCCAGGGGACGCGGAAACGACCUUCUCGGCCUGAUGCUGGAGGCCAACGCGUCGGCUGACGCCGGCGAGCAGAGGGCGGACAUGAGCAUGGACGAGAUCAUCGACGAGUGCAAGACUUUCUUCUUCGCGGGGCACGACACCACCUCGCACCUCCUCACCUGGGCCGUCUUCCUCCUCGGCACGCACCCCGAGUGGCAGCAGAAGCUCAGGGAAGAGGUCAUCCGGGAGUGUGGCGGCACGAAGGCGCCCAUACAUGGCGACGCCCUCAACAAGCUCAAAAUCGCGACGAUGGUGCUGUACGAGACUCUGAGGCUGUACGGCGCGGCGACCAUAAUCGCGAGGAAGGCGGCUGCAGACACAGAGCUCAGCGGUGUGAAGAUCCCCAAGGGCACCAUGACAAUGAUACCGAUUGCGAUGAUGCACCGCGACGAGGAGGUGUGGGGCGCGGACGCCGGCAAGUUCAACCCAGACCGGUUCCGGAACGGCGUGGGUAGGGCGGCCAAGCACCCGAGCGCGAUGCUGGGUUUCUCCGUCGGUCCGCGGUCGUGCAUCGGCCAGGACUUCGCGAUGCUGGAGGCCAAGGCCACGCUCGCCCUGAUCGUACGGCGGUUCGAGUUCGAGGUCGCGCCGGAGUAUGUGCACGCGCCGACCGACUUCGUGACGCUGCAGCCCAAGUGCGGGCUCCCAAUCCUACUCAAGCUCUUACAUCAGUAAAACAGAUGUGUUUUGAACUGCUACUGCUAGUAGGAGUACAAGAUACAUACAGUAAGUGAUAUGCUCACAGGUGGUUUUGUAUCUUGGAAAGUAAUUUUGGCAACUAGUAGUUGCUUGUGCACACCAUAUUUUAUCCCUUUGAUUUCGCAAAGGGAAAUGCUGGACAUCCCCCGGCCCCUGGGGAUCAAAUUCCACAUCACAGGGUCCCCGGCCAUUUGAUCCGGUGAUUUCUGUUGGUUUUGGCCGUCCGAUCAGAUCAUCGACCCUCCUUUCUCACUUUUGUUUCUAAUAAACGUACCAAUCUAGCAAAAACAAGAUUUUGUUUGUAAAAAAUCUGUCCACACCAAAAUAUCACAAAAUCUCAAUUUUACUUCCAUAAAAGCACACAUGCAGCAAAGCUAACGGCGAUUGUAGCAACAAAUGGUUCACCCACGAAAUAAAAGAAAACAUAGAACUCGAUGGUGAGCUCACUGGAGACCUUGCCGGAGA
This is a messenger RNA of Lolium perenne, 2109 nucleotides long. Its product is annotated as cytochrome P450 709B1-like. The record is from RefSeq and is a predicted model, not a curated record. Gene Ontology annotation, molecular function: oxidoreductase activity, acting on paired donors, with incorporation or reduction of molecular oxygen; heme binding; monooxygenase activity. NCBI's taxonomy places the organism in Eukaryota, Viridiplantae, Streptophyta, Magnoliopsida, Poales, Poaceae.